AUGAAUGAUCAUCCAUCAGAACCUCUUGAAGGAGACAGUUUGGACAAAUUAAAUAAUAUUGAUUUAAGUCACUCUCCAGAUAAUUGGUCUGAUUGGUUUUCCUAUAUUUCUUUAAAGUUCGUAUUAUAUGUAGCUAAAAGCCCGUGGGAAUUUCUUACAUCAAUAUUAAUAAUCCUCACACCUCUCAUGAUAAUUUGUGCUUAUUGUUCAUAUAAGUUGGCUAAAGAAUUAAAACGUCAAGAAGAAGCAAGUCAAAGUGGAUUAAGUAUGGGGAAACUUUAUUAA
Messenger RNA from Schistosoma guineensis, 285 nucleotides. NCBI's taxonomy places the organism in Eukaryota, Metazoa, Platyhelminthes, Trematoda, Strigeidida, Schistosomatidae. The record is from the annotation of a GenBank genome assembly.